AUGGACGCCUCCCCCACAAAAUCCCCACAGGGAUCAACCACAUUCUCCGACCCCAGCACGGAUCCCAGUAUGCUGCCAGCACCGGUCGAUUCGGCCUCAACUUCUGCCCAAUACCAGGAUCAUCCCGAUGCACCCCUGCCGUUCCCCGCGGACCAGUCAGGAUCACGUUCGGCGACGGAGCCGAGAUUACAUUCGCAGACGCAGAGCAGACCCCACACGCGCGGGUCUGAAAAUCAACAUGAGGAUAACUGCGAAAGCAGCAGUGAUGCUGAAUCCCAGCCAGCACUGACGCAGUCUGAACCGCGUCCUAUCGAGGACUAUGAGGAUUCCGUCGCUGCGGCUUCCCGACCUCGCCAUGCAUGGCAGGUUUGGUGGUUGCGGAAUAAGGGGAUGGUGCUUGUGUUGAUGGCGCAGAUGUUUGCUGCUUCGAUGAAUGUUAUGACACAGAUUCUGGAGAUUCAUAGUGCUAUGCAUCCUUUCCAGAUCCUCUUCGCCCGCAUGUCCAUAACAGCUAUCGCCAGCUACCUCUACAUGUGGUGGGCCGCAACGCCCUCCCCGCUGGGCAUAAAACCCGUCCGAGGCCUUCUCCUCCUCCGUGCCGUCUUCGGCUUCAUGGGCGUCUACGGCCUCUACUACUCCGUCCAAUAUCUCCCCCUCUCCGAAGCAACAGUCAUCACCUUCCUCGCCCCCAUAAUGACCUGCUACGCCUGCUCCCUCCUCAUCCCGGGCGAAACCUUCUCCCGCAAACAACAGCUCGCAGCGGUCGUCUCCCUCGCUGGUGUCAUCCUCAUUGCCCGUCCCUUCAGCAAGCGCACAUCCCGCACAGCACUAGCAUCGCCGACGCCCGCUGCCGUCUGGGCAUUGGGUCUGUCUGCUUCGGCGGGCGCGGAUGAACCACCUUCUGACGCGAACUCUUACCACCACGUUAUGGCGACGAUCGUCGCGUUUGUUGGCGUGCUUGGUGCCGCAGGCGCUUAUACCUCUAUUCGUAUGAUCGGUCGUCGGGCUCAUCCGCUUGUCUCGGUUACGUAUUUCUCGUCCGUUACUACGGUCAUCUCGUUCUUAGCUAUGGCGAUUGUGCCCUCUGUGCCGUUUCGGUUGCCGAACACGCCGAUCGAGUGGUUGCUGCUGACUGGGUUGGGUGUUUGUGGGUUCCUGUUGCAGUUUCUGUUGACGGCGGGGUUGUCUUAUGUCCCGCCUGCGUCGGUGUCCAAUGGCAAAGCGUCUCAGGGGUCACGGGCUACUUCGAUGGUUUAUACGCAGAUGCUGUUUGCUGUCUUUUAUGACAAGGUGGUGUGGGGGAGUACACUUAGCCCGAUUAGUUGGGUUGGGUCUGGAGUCAUUUUGGCCUGUGCGAUUUAUGUGGCCGUUGCGCAGGAGAGUCCUACCCCGCGUCGUGAGAGUGUGGUUGAGGAGUAUCGGGAUAUUGAGGGGUACAAGGACGCCACUGACGAGGAAAGAGCGGAGGUGGCUGCAGAACCGGAAGGCGGGCAUUGA
Messenger RNA from Penicillium bovifimosum, 1497 nucleotides. RefSeq names its product DMT family transporter. The transcript is spliced from 2 exons. Lineage: Eukaryota; Fungi; Ascomycota; Eurotiomycetes; Eurotiales; Aspergillaceae. The coding region runs from base 1 to 1497 and encodes 498 amino acids. The record is from RefSeq and is a predicted model, not a curated record. Gene Ontology annotation, cellular component: membrane.